This is a messenger RNA of Anneissia japonica, 741 nucleotides long. RefSeq lists its product as uncharacterized. NCBI's taxonomy places the organism in Eukaryota, Metazoa, Echinodermata, Crinoidea, Comatulida, Comatulidae. The coding region runs from base 58 to 384 and encodes 108 amino acids. The record is from RefSeq and is a predicted model, not a curated record. The transcript is spliced from 3 exons.
UCAUUUUUAUACCAACGCCAAGACACGUUUUAUAUUGUUCUGGAAAGUGAUGCUGAGAUGUAUGCCCGAGAUGCCUUCUUCUUGUGCCUAAAACGUGGUACAAUUCCACUGACAAUUGAAGACGACCAGGAGCAUCAGGAUGUGUUAAAUGCCAUCGUCAAUGCUAAAGGCUACACUAAUGUUGUUUUAGGUGUUGCGUACAUGAGGGAAAGUAGAAGCUUUAAGUGGCUCGAUAACUCUACAUAUAAUUUUACUGCUGUUGGUACCGGCAACAGUUCGGCGAAUAAUUUUUGGAUUUUGAAAAAAGACGGCUUGUACUACGAAACAGGAGAAGACAAAACAGACGUGGAAAUUGUUUGUAAAGUUAAAAUUAUUCCUCCAUGAAUUAAACAUUCACUAAUUAUUGUUAAUCAUGAUGCUCCCAUAGUGGAGGAACUAUGACGUGAUCGAAAGAAUUAAAGAAAAUUGUGGUAAUAAGAAUCAAAUUAUGAUCUGCUGACGUCACGGUUAAGCUGCAGUUGUCCUCAUGUAUUGGUAUUACUAUUCGAUUUGUUCGUCGACGCGACGCUUGAACGGAAUCACCGUCCUACCUGGCGUCCUACGUUCUCAGCAUGCACUCUUCUCUGUACUGUAGAUUUGGCCAAAUUGCGUUCUACAAUCUACUCGACGAGGUGACCUUAACGUUCUCGCAUGCGCAAAUGACUUUUAGUGACGUCAUUACUAUAUAGUUUCCAACUAGAA